Molecule: messenger RNA, 1770 nt
Organism: Ornithodoros turicata
Lineage: Eukaryota; Metazoa; Arthropoda; Arachnida; Ixodida; Argasidae
Exons: 8
Coding region: 140-1162 (340 amino acids)
Molecular function (GO): nickel cation binding
Source: RefSeq, a predicted model, not a curated record
UCACGCCAAGCAGUCGAAUGUCAGCCAUUUCUUACUAAAACAUCUUGGUUUCCUAGCGGUCGACCAGCCAUUCUUAGCGAAUACCGCAGGCCAUACUAGGGUCUUUUAAUGGCCCUCUUGUUGUGGAAUCCAAUACGCGAUGCCUCAAGAUCAGCAUACACAGUCGAGGAUGGCGCUCGUGGAGAUGCCGAACCAACUGCAGUUGGGAGCCGCCGAAGUUCAACGGCAAAACAUGUGCCAGACGUUGCUGCGCCUCCCUGCACCCCGCAUGGAUGCGACGCAGAGAGAGGGCACCGGAAUCCUUGUCUUUGAAGCUGUGGAGAAGCACUCUGAUCAAGAAGGUGGCGUUGCGCCGUACUUGUGGAGUGAAGCAACGAGGUGCUUCUGUAGCUACCCUUUGAAGUUUUUCUUGCCUCGUGAUGCUGGACGACCACAUUGCCGAUGGGUGUACCCCGUGAUUUUCGGUGGAGGUCUCGUCAGCGGCGACGUGAUGACCUUCGACGUCAUGCUUCACCCAAGGACUUGCGUCUUGUUCACGUCGCAGUCUUACACGAAGGUCUACAUGUCCAAACCAAACCAGAUGUCCAGACAAACGUGGAACUUCUCUGUGGCCAAAGAUGCCUUCCUCUGUGUGCUGCCCGAUGUGCUCGUCUGCUUUAAGGAGGCGUCAUACUCUCAAACCCAGGUUGUAAGAAUGGAGAAGGGAUCGAACCUGGUUCUGCUGGAUUGGUUCCUGGCAGGCCGUAUAGCAAAUGGGGAACGCUGGGACUUUACACGUUUGGAAACCAUCGUAGAGGUGUACCACGACUCUCAACUCAUUCUCCGUGAAGCUCAGAACAUGCACAACACUCCUUUCCUGAGCGUCAAGGAAUCCAUGGGUCGAUUCAAUGUCUUGGGCGUCUGCAUACUUAUUGGUCCCCUCAUAUCAGAACUCACGCAGUCACUCUGCAAGAAACUGAGCACCAGGGAAAGUUAUGGUAUCACACCAGAAUCGGAAACUAUCUUUACUGUGAGUCCACUCGAAUGCCAGAGGCAAAAGAUUGAUGGCUGCAUUAUCAGAUUUGCUUCAACUUCGUCAGCCCAUGCCUACUCGAGGUUGGAAGAGGUCCUACAAGCACUGUAUCCCGUACUUGGUGGAAACCCUUUCAAGUACAAGUACUGAUGCCUUCGGAACGCCAAGAAGUUUCUUGCGAAUAUGUAAAUAAUGCCGCCGUGAUAUUUAUUUUGUACUUCUAUUUGCGAAAGCAGUGAUUCACAACCAGGGACCAUUAAAAAAAAAAAAACGUGCAGAGAGGUACACGCACAGUGUGUUAUGCGCCAGUACGAUGUUGCGCUGGUCUUUCGACGAUUUCAGAAAUUCAGUUCAGUUUCAGAAACUCAAAAAAGCGUCCCGUUGAUUCGAUCUUAGUACCCGGAUUAAUUUCAUUCAUAAAACGAGUGAGGAAGGAAUCGGGACCAGAAGCUACAUCAUUGACUGCAAAAGGCUGGGAGCCACUGCUUUGAGGAACUCGUAAGAAUUAGAGCACUUAUACAUCGUUCAUGUUCAUAUUGAUAUUUAUCUUCAUUGUCAUUGCCGUUCAUGAGAAUCACUCAUUAGGCACUGCCAACCCAAUGCCUACGCAUUUCUAAUAUGUAAUAAAGUUAUCGUUAUUGUACAUGAGGAGGAGGAGGAGUGUCGUUGGGAGGAACCCGAGAGGUCUGCCUGCCUGAUUAGACGGCAUGUUGUUGUUGUUGUACAUACGCGCAAAAAUAAAAGCGUUUUCGAUGCAA